AUGCACGGCGGUGGCCGCGGCUUUGGCGCCGGCGUGUUCGCCUCGCAGGGCGACCUGUCGUCUCGUUCGUCCUCGCUGCAGGCCCAGCAGCAGCAACAGCAGCAACAACAGCAACAGCAGCAGCAGCAGCAGCAGCUCGGCGCGCAGGGCGCGUCGGGCGCGCCGCUCCUCUUAAACAACCUCGCUCAGCACCUCAACAACCCCCCGCCACCUUCCUCGAGCGGCCACCCCGGCCUCGUGUCCUCCAACUCGGCAUCCGCCCUCGGCGGCAACGGCAAUGGGGGCAACGCGUCGGCAUUCACGCCCCCUGGUAUCGCGGGCACUGCGGUCCCCGCCCAGGGCACGGGCAAGCUUCUGCUGCUUCCCAACGGCAGCCCCCCGCCCGCUGGCUCCGAGGAGGAGAAGAUUUACAUCCUCAUCACCGAGCUCCUCGACCCCGAGACCCGCGAGACUGCGCUCCUCGAGUUGAGUAAGAAGCGCGAGAUGUACGAGGAUCUCGCUCUUGUUCUGUGGGGUGGCUUUGGCAUCAUGUCGUCGCUCCUCCUCGAGAUUGUCAAUGUCUACCCGGCGCUCUCGCCGCCAGUCUUGACAGCGCACGCAUCCAACCGCGUGUGCAACGCCCUCGCGUUGCUCCAGUGUGUGGCCUCGCACUCUGAGACGAGGAGUCUGUUCCUCAACGCGCACAUUCCGCUCUUCCUCUACCCUUUCCUCAACACGACGAGCAAGACGCGGCCGUUCGAGUACCUGCGCCUCACUUCUCUGGGAGUUAUCGGCGCGCUCGUCAAGCAGAACGACAACUCUGACGUGAUCAACUUUUUGCUCUCGACCGAGAUCAUCCCGCUCUGCCUGCGCAUCAUGGAGACGGGCUCGGAGCUGUCCAAGACGGUUGCCAUCUUCAUCGUGCAGAAGAUUCUGCUCGACGACCUUGGCCUGCAGUACAUCUGCCAGACGUACGAGCGCUUCUACGCCGUCGGCGCCGUCCUAUCCAACAUGGUGCAGGCUCUGGUUGAGACCCAGGCGGUCCGCCUCCUCAAGCACGUCGUGCGGUGCUACCUCCGCAUGAGCGACAACCCGCGCGCCCGCGAGGCUCUUCGCGCGUGCCUCCCCGAGGCGCUGCGCGACGGCACAUUUGCCGGCCUCCUCAAGGGCGACCUUGUUACCAAGCGGUGUCUGCAGACGCUGCUGGUGAACCUCAACGAGAGGGGCGAGUAGGAUAAGACACGAGCGUGGCGAUAGCCCCGCGAGUGGGCCUGCCUAGCCACGCAGGUGGGCUUACCUACCACAAUCAACCUGAUCACCCCCAACACAUCAAGCAUCCUGGCCGCGAGGCAAGGCAGACAGACAGAGCCUGCCUGCCACCGCCUGGCCAACACCACCACCACCCCGACCUCCGCCUAAUUCGCAAGCCAGAGAACAACCCACUCCACCACCUACAAUAGCAUUGCACUGGCCGGAGUUGUACGCAGCACACGAUCGCUCGACGCAACAUCAAGCAUACACUGGCGCGCGGAUGUGGCGGCGGUUGCGCCGUUGCCCCCCUUUGUUUCCGCGCCGUAGUACCAAUCCAAAC
Vanrija pseudolonga is the source of this 1570-nucleotide messenger RNA. RefSeq names its product Cell differentiation protein rcd1 (gene rcd1). The transcript is spliced from 2 exons. Lineage: Eukaryota; Fungi; Basidiomycota; Tremellomycetes; Trichosporonales; Trichosporonaceae. The record is from RefSeq and is a predicted model, not a curated record. Gene Ontology annotation, cellular component: P-body; CCR4-NOT core complex; CCR4-NOT complex. Bases 1 to 1212 code for a protein of 403 amino acids. Gene Ontology annotation, biological process: negative regulation of translation; mRNA catabolic process.